AAGAAGGAAGAGAUUCAAAAGAGAGUUUUGAGAUUUGAGAAAGGAUAAUGGAUAGACAUGGAGAUCAAACUUCCUUCUCUAGCAUAAGAUCAUACUUCAGGGCACUUUCCGAUACACCGCGCCGCCUUGCUCGGCGAGCUGUCUCUUCUUCAACCUCUUUUGAGGAGAUGAGCAGAGUCAGGGCACGCUCUGGCACCGAUAUGCGCCGCAGUCUCAAGUGGAUUGAUUUGAUCGGAUUUGGCGUCGGAGGAAUGGUCGGAGCCGGUGUAUUCGUUACCACCGGACACGCUAGCCGUUCAUUGGCUGGUCCUGCCGUCAUUAUCUCAUACGCCAUUGCCGGAAUCUGUGCUCUUCUCUCAGCUUUCUGCUAUACAGAGUUCGCCGUUGACAUGCCCGUCGCCGGAGGUGCAUUCAGUUACAUACGCGUCACAUUCGGGGAGUUUACUGCUUUUUUAACCGGUGCAAAUCUGAUCAUUGAUUACGUUCUGUCAAACGCCGCCGUGGCUAGAAGUUUCACGGCGUAUUUUGGCACCGCCAUUGGAAUAUCCACAGAGACGAAAUGGAGAUUCAGUGUUUCGUCUUUACCGGAAGGAUUUAACGAGAUUGAUCUCUUAGCCGUCGCCGUCGUUCUCAUUAUCACCGUCGUCAUCUGCUGCAGCACGAGGGAGAGUUCGACGGUGAAUUUGAUCUUGACGACGCUUCACAUUCUGUUCAUCUUGUUUGUGAUCUUGAUCGGAUUCUGUAGAGGGAAUGUGAAAAACAUGACCGAACCAUCUAACCCGAACAAUCCGGGUGGGUUUUUCCCAUUUGGAGCGUCAGGGGUGUUUAAUGGAGCGGCUACAGUGUAUAUGAGUUACAUAGGGUACGACGCCGUUUCCACUAUGGCUGAAGAAGUCCUUAACCCUGUUAGGGAUAUUCCAAUCGGGGUUUCUGGCUCUGUUAUAAUAGUCACCAUUUUCUAUUGUCUCAUGGCUACUUCAAUGUCUUUUCUCCUCCCUUAUGAUCUGAUAGAUCCGGAGGCACCCUUUUCAGCUGCAUUUAAAGGAAGAUCAGACGGCUGGAGUUGGGUUUCAAACGUAAUAGGAGUUGGGGCCAGCAUGGGAAUAUUGACAUCUAUGCUCAUAUCAAUGUUGGGUCAAGCUCGAUACAUGUGUGUGAUAGGAAGGUCUGGUAUUGUCCCUGUUUGGUUCGCUAGGGUUCAUCCAAAGUCAUCAACGCCUGUCAACGCCUCUGUCUUUCUAGGAAUAUGCACUGCAGUCAUAGCUCUGUUCACGGAUCUGGGCAUCCUUCUAAACCUGGUGACAAUAGGAACACUGUUCGUGUUCUACAUGGUGUCGAACGCUGUCAUAUUCAGGCGUUACGUUUCGUUGGGGACAACUAGCCCAUGGCCAACAAUGGCGUUCUUAUCAUGUUUCACAAUGACAUCUGUUGUAUUUAUCUUGACAUGGAAAUUGGCUCCAUCAGGGACUCCGAAAACAUUAAUGCUUGGGACAUGCACGGUGAUUGGAAUUAUAGUGGUUCAGGUGUUCAAAAUGGCGGUUCCCCAAGUAAGGAAACCGGAGUUCUGGGGAGUACCGUUGAUGCCAUGGAUACCGACAAUGUCGAUAUUUUUGAACGUGUUCUUAUUGGGGUUUAUAGACAAGGCUUCGUACGUAAGAUUUGGAUUCUUCUCUGUUUUAAUAGUUUUAGUGUAUGUUCUGUAUGGUGUUCACGCUAGCUUUGAUGCUGAAGGGGAUGGAACUCUUUUUAAUGCUCAAACUAUAUCUAACAAGGAGGAUGAAGAAGAGGACCACACUGCAAAUUCUAUCCAAGUCUAACAGGGUUUUAGAAAUUUAGUAUUUUAUUUUUUUUAAUGUCAAUCUGUAUAGAUGCCCAGAUUUUGUGUUGGGAUCUUUUAUUAUUAUUAUUAUUAUUAUUUAUG
Molecule: messenger RNA, 1921 nt
Organism: Impatiens glandulifera
Lineage: Eukaryota; Viridiplantae; Streptophyta; Magnoliopsida; Ericales; Balsaminaceae
Product: cationic amino acid transporter 7, chloroplastic-like
Exons: 5
Coding region: 48-1817 (589 amino acids)
Biological process (GO): amino acid transport; transmembrane transport
Cellular component (GO): plasma membrane
Molecular function (GO): amino acid transmembrane transporter activity
Source: RefSeq, a predicted model, not a curated record